AUGUUACACACUGUUGACAGAGAUGUUUUCAAAAGACAACCGAUCAGUUUUGAUAGCCGAGUUGUACAACAAAAUACUAAUAUAAAAACUAGAAUUAAAAACACUGAGAACAAAUUUGUCCAGGGGCCGAAAGGGGACAAGGGUUCAAAUGCCCAUCCUGGCGGGGUCAUCGUACCUGACAGUAAUGGACUUCCCACUGGAUUUAUCGAGGGACCGCCCGGUCAGCCCGGUCCACCCGGAAUGCCAGGAAGGAAGGGUGAUGUCGGCCCAGCUGGCCUUGUCGGUGAGAAAGGGGACAAGGGUGAAAAAGGAAGAAUCGGAAGGAAAGGAAAAGAGGGAGUCAUGGGGCCAAAGGGUGAUAGUGGUGCACCUGGUAGAGAUGGGCAGAAAGGAGAGAUGGGCGAUCAUGGAAUACCAGGUUCAACGGGAAAAGAUGGAAUUCCGGGUUUGAAUGGCUUUGAUGGUAAAAAAGGUGAAACCGGGCCAAUGGGACCCCAAGGGUUUCCGGGUAAAAAAGGCGAAGUGGGUGAUCCGGGAAAUCCGGGUGAAACGGGAUUAAUGGGACCAAGGGGACCACCAGGAACCCCGGGUGGUUCCUCGCAUAUGCAAAGCAAUGGGUCAACUAACUACAUCAUUGGACCACCCGGACCGCCUGGAGCAUUGGGGCACCCAGGAGUUCAAGGCAUACCUGGCAUUAAGGGUGAGCGCGGUUACGUUGGAGAGAAAGGAGAGUCCGGCGUGAAAGGAGAGCGUGGUGAUGAUGGCCCGAUUGGACUGCCGGGUGUGAAUGGAAUGUCAUGUAAAGAUGGAAACCCAGGGGCUAUUGGCCCUCCUGGUUCAUCCGGCCCUCCAGGUAACGCAGGUGAAAAGGGUGAAAGGGGUGAUCCAGGUAGAUACGGAGACCCCGGACCUGUCGGACCGCAAGGGAAUAAAGGUCGACAAGGAGAAAAGGGACCCAGGGGAAAAUCCGGCCGAAAAGGUCCAAAAGGUGAAAAAGGCGACCAGGGCAUACCAGGACUGGAUGCACCCUGCCCCAUCGGGGAGGACGGUCUUCCUGAUUGCGGAUGGAAGUACAUGACUAACGAAAUCGAGUGAAUGAAUGAAUGAAUGAAUGAAUGAAUGAAUGAAGAAAUGAAAAGAAUGGUUGAUAGAUCGAUUGAUUGAGUGAUUGAUUGAUUUCUAGGUGAUUUUUCAUUAAUUAUUCGAUAAAUAAUUAAAAUAAAUUCUGUCUAUGAUAUUUUUAUAAACUUUUAAAACGAGCGUAUUAAUAAAGAAGGCCUUCAAUGUUGUUAGUUUAUUGACAAAUAUUUUUAUUUUGUUGUCUUCCAAUAAAUAUUCUUCCCAACUUGUGU
Helobdella robusta is the source of this 1352-nucleotide messenger RNA. RefSeq lists its product as hypothetical. The record is from RefSeq and is a predicted model, not a curated record. The transcript has 16 exons. The coding region runs from base 1 to 1095 and encodes 364 amino acids. Lineage: Eukaryota; Metazoa; Annelida; Clitellata; Rhynchobdellida; Glossiphoniidae.